CAGACCUCAUAGGAACUCAGAACAAGUAGGAGAAAAGAUUUUUUUUAAUUUUUUUUUUUCCUUGUUCUUUUUCUUUUCAAAGAUGAACCUAACUGCGCUCAAAGCUUUUGUGGGCUUGCUCUGGAAUUGCUGGGUUCUGGUGGGUCACGCACAGGGAGGUAUAGGAGACAAUCAUGUCCAUUCAAGUUUUAUUUACAGGAGGCUGCGGAACCAUGAGAGAAGGGAGAUUCAGAGAGAGAUUCUCUCUAUCCUGGGUUUACCUCACAGACCCAGACCAUUUUCACCAGGAAAGCAGGCUUCUUCUGCACCCCUCUUCAUGCUGGACCUGUAUAAUGCCAUGACAAAUGAAGAGGAUACGGAGGAGCUGGAGUAUUCACUAAAGGGAUCAAUGGCAGGGGAGAGCAGAGGGAUACGGAAAGGAUACCCUGCCUCUCCAAAUGGAUAUUCGCGGAGAAUACAAUUAUCUCGCAUGACCCCCCUGACCACACAGAAUCCUCCCUUAGCCAGCCUGCACGACACCAACUUUCUGAAUGAUGCUGACAUGGUCAUGAGCUUUGUCAAUUUAGUUGAAAGAGACAAGGACUUCUCCCACCAGCGAAGGCACUACAAAGAGUUUCGCUUUGACCUUACGCAAAUCCCGCACGGAGAGGCAGUGACAGCAGCCGAAUUCCGGAUAUACAAAGAUCGAAGCAACAGCCGCUUUGGGAAUGAAACCAUUCAGAUUAGCGUAUAUCAGAUCAUCAAGGAGUAUCCAAACAGGGAUGCAGACUUGUUCCUGUUAGACACAAGAAAGGCUCAAGCUUCUGAUGUGGGCUGGUUUGUGUUUGACAUUACUGUGACCAGCAAUCACUGGGUGAUUAAUCCACAGAACAAUCUGGGCUUGCAACUCUGCGCUGAAACUGUGGACGGUCGAAGUAUCAACGUUAAAUCUGCUGGUCUGGUUGGAAGACAUGGACCUCAGUCAAAACAACCAUUCAUGGUUGCCUUCUUCAAGGCAAGUGAAGUGCUUUUCCGUUCUGUCCGUGCAGCCAACAAUAAAAGGAAGAAUCAGAACCGCAACAAAUCCAGUAGUCAUCAGGAGUCUUCUAGGAUGCCAAGUGUUGGGGAUUAUAAUACAAGUGAGCAAAAGCAAGCAUGUAAGAAACAUGAACUUUACGUGAGUUUCCGAGACCUAGGAUGGCAGGAUUGGAUUAUUGCACCGGAGGGCUAUGCUGCGUUUUACUGUGAUGGAGAGUGCUCUUUCCCCCUCAAUGCCCACAUGAACGCAACAAACCACGCCAUUGUUCAGACUCUGGUUCACUUGAUGUUCCCUGACCACGUACCAAAGCCGUGCUGUGCACCAACAAAACUGAAUGCAAUCUCUGUGCUCUACUUUGAUGACAGUUCCAAUGUUAUUUUAAAAAAAUACAGGAAUAUGGUGGUGCGUUCAUGUGGCUGCCACUAGAAUAAAAAGUAGUAAUCUAAAGCAGAGGGUUUUGUUCAGAACUGUAAUAAAGUCAAGAUAUGAGCCCUGCUGAUGCAAAGGCAGUCCUAAAUUUAUUCCUUUUCAUGUCAUCUCUCAUUUAAAUGUACAGUAUAAUGUAUAUAGUAGCUUUUAUUUAUUUUAAAGUAUAUAGUUUCUUUUGUAUGAGCAAAAUUUCAAAAUCAUUUAUUUUAUGGGUCACCUCACUAUGCAGUAGAACUUCACAAACUAAUUUUUCAGUUGACCAUACUGGAAUAUAUUUCAUUCCAUUUCAAUAUUUUAAAGUAAAGCCUUUGUAUAGAUUUUUUUUUCAAGCUAAAAUCUCCAGAACUUCUGUAACUGCUUCAUAUUGUUAAAGGAACUAAAAUACAUUUGGUCAUAUUGUGCCAAUGAAAACUGUGGUGGGAUAUUUAUUUAGAGAAAGGCACAGGAAAAAAACUAAACAAAACUGCUUG
Molecule: messenger RNA, 1917 nt
Organism: Tauraco erythrolophus (red-crested turaco)
Lineage: Eukaryota; Metazoa; Chordata; Aves; Musophagiformes; Musophagidae
Gene: BMP5
Product: bone morphogenetic protein 5
Cellular component (GO): extracellular region
Molecular function (GO): growth factor activity; cytokine activity
Source: RefSeq, a predicted model, not a curated record